UAUCUCAUCUCAUAAACAGUCAGGGAUCAUGGAUUUACGAACGACUUUAUUAAUUAUUUUCAUAUGGUGUUUGUGGUCGAUACACCAUGGAGUUGAAGGCAAUAGUGCAUUCUCUAGAAAACAAGGCAAUAAGCCAGUUAAAACUAUUCGAACGAAGAGCGGACAUGUAUAUAAUUGCGUAGAAUUCCACAAGCAACCCGCUUUUUAUCAUCCUUCUUUGAAAAACCAUACUGUUCACUAUGAUGAGAUAAAACAGUAUGUUGAGAAACAUAGUAUCAGACAAAAAGGAACAGGCAUAUCCAACUUAAAGAGCAUGUGGCUGAACGGUGAAGGAUGUCCAAACGGUACCGUUCCAAUUAGGGAAGUGGCCGAUAAUAAAUUUAUCAAUAACAAAUUUCCCAGUACUGGAAUUUAUGAUAUAAAAGCAGGUUUUGAAGAUCGUCCUAAUCCUGGUGUCCAUUAUGCAAUUCUUCGCACAAAAAAAUCUAAUCGGCGGUACUAUGGGGCUGGGAUGAAUGUGAGCAUAUAUAAGCCUCAUGUCAAAGGCUCUCAAUUUAGUGCUGCUCGCUUCAAACUAGCAAAUGGACCAGAUAGUAUAGAAACUGGUUGGAUGGUGAAUCCCACUCUCUAUGGAGAUAAUUUGACUCAUCUUUACGUAUUUACUAAUGGAGGAAAUUCACACUGUUACAAUACACAUUGUCUUGGAAUAAUAUCCGUUCGUGCGGAUUUUCCUAUUGACGCAGUUAUCACAACAAUUUCUACUCGCGGCAAGGAGAAAGUACAAUAUGUACUGGAAUUCUUCAUCUUCAAGGAUCAAAGUAAUGGAAAUUGGUUUCUUAGAAUAAAUGGUGAAAUUAUUGGGUUUUGGCCAGCGCAAAGAUUCGAAUUUUUAGGAGAAGCCGCUAACUACGUAGACUGGGGAGGAGAAGUGUUCAGUCCUAAUUUGCCUAAUCCGCCGAUGGGGGCCGGCGAUAGUAUUAUUUUCACAGACAGGAAACAAGAUGCAUUUUGCUCUCGAAUAUCAGUUAUAAAUGAAGACCAUAAAGUUGUGGAUGCACCAAAAACUGAAAAAUAUACAGAUUUAGAUGUGUAUCAUGUCGUGGACGGAGGUUCUGAUAAUGGUCCGUGGAGGCAUAUGUUUUAUUUUGGCGGAUCAGGAACCGAUCCGUCUAGGGAUGGCGAAUUUCCCCUUCCUCCAUGGGAUGAUUAUUCCCAUCAAAUACCCCCAUAAAUUUGGAAUGGGACAGAGAGUAUAGUCUCCACUCUAUGGAUAUCUCCGCCCAUGGGGAAACUUAAUUUAUAUGACUAUAUUAUUACCAAUUUUGUUAUAUAUAAUUUAUACUAGUAUUUGAUUUA
This is a messenger RNA of Mercurialis annua (annual mercury), 1356 nucleotides long. RefSeq lists its product as uncharacterized. The transcript has 8 exons. The coding region runs from base 29 to 1231 and encodes 400 amino acids. The record is from RefSeq and is a predicted model, not a curated record. Lineage: Eukaryota; Viridiplantae; Streptophyta; Magnoliopsida; Malpighiales; Euphorbiaceae.